Messenger RNA from Podospora pseudocomata, 348 nucleotides. RefSeq lists its product as uncharacterized. The record is from RefSeq and is a predicted model, not a curated record. NCBI's taxonomy places the organism in Eukaryota, Fungi, Ascomycota, Sordariomycetes, Sordariales, Podosporaceae. The transcript is spliced from 2 exons. Bases 1 to 348 code for a protein of 115 amino acids.
AUGCAGUUCACCAACAACCUUCUCGCCCUCCUCACCCUCCUCCCUCUUACCCUCGCCGCCCCCGAGAGUCAGCUCGAGGCCAAGUUCGAGUCCGGCGUCAGCAUCCUCGGCACCGCCGUCGUGACCACCUACUCCGGCGACGCCUGCAACGGCAGCAACGAGCAGGCCACCGUCACCAACGGCGGCUACCGCUGCUUUGCCGUUUCCAACAAGCGGUCUAUUGGCUAUAGCGGCUCUGGCUGCACCGUCACGACCUGGAGCGGCAACAACUGCCGUGGUUCCAGCUUCGUCGCCACCCGCGCAGGCUGCUACAGUGUCUUGUAUGGCUCUGUUUCUAUCCAGUGCUAG